Messenger RNA from Nothobranchius furzeri (turquoise killifish), 1725 nucleotides. It is a transcript of the gene cnn3a, whose product is annotated as calponin 3, acidic a. Gene Ontology annotation, molecular function: actin filament binding. The record is from RefSeq and is a predicted model, not a curated record. NCBI's taxonomy places the organism in Eukaryota, Metazoa, Chordata, Actinopteri, Cyprinodontiformes, Nothobranchiidae. Gene Ontology annotation, cellular component: focal adhesion; actin cytoskeleton. Gene Ontology annotation, biological process: actomyosin structure organization; actin filament organization.
CCAUCGGAUCCAGAAGCCCCUUGAACCUGUGGGCCUCCAGUUCAGAGGUGUUCCAUCCAGAACCAGAACUCUUGGAUCGAGUUUCCUCCCGAUAUCGGUUCUGUUGGCUGAUCCGGUUUAGUCAGUUUCUGCCGCUUCAUCCGAACCGGGUCGUCCCUCGGGCUCUGAUUGGCUGUCGUUACGUCAGUCAGUGAGGAAUCUCUGGCAUUUCGCUCCCUCCUGACUUCAGCGUCGGACCCGAACUUUGGUUCUGCUGCUCGUGUUCCGUUGGGAUUGGACCCAGAAAAUGACCCAUUUCAACAAGGGACCGACCUACGGACUGUCAGCUGAAGUCAGAAACAAAAUUGCUCAGAAGUAUGACCCCCAGAAGGAGGAAGAGCUGCGCUUCUGGAUCGAGGAGGAAACCGGAAUGCCUAUUGGAGAGGACUUUCAGAAAGGCCUGAAAGAUGGCGUCAUCCUCUGCGAGCUCAUGAACAAGCUGCAGCCUGGUUCAGUAAAGAAAGUCAACCACUCUCAGCUCAACUGGCACAAGCUGGAGAACCUUGGGAACUUCAUCAAAGCCACUCUGGAUUACGGCCUGAAGCCCAGCGACAUCUUUGAGGCCAACGACUUGUUUGAAAACGGGAACAUGACUCAGGUCCAGACCACACUGCUCGCACUGGCAAGCAUGGCGAAGACCAAAGGAUUGGACACAAAGGUUGAUAUUGGGGUGAAGUAUGCUGACAAACAGGCUCGACGCUUCGACAAGGAGAAGAUCAAGGCUGGACAGUGUGUGAUUGGACUGCAGAUGGGAACCAACAAGUGUGCCAGCCAGGCUGGAAUGACAGCCUAUGGAACCAGGAGACAUCUGUAUGACCCAAAGACUCAGACGGACAAGCCCUAUGACCAGACCACCAUCAGUCUGCAAAUGGGCACCAACAAAGGAGCCAGUCAGGCAGGGAUGUCUGCACCUGGGACCCGGAGAGACAUCUUUGACCAGAAGGUGGCGCUGCAGCCUCUUGACAACUCCACCAUCUCACUGCAGAUGGGCACUAACAAGGUGGCAUCUCAAAGGGGCAUGAGUGUGUACGGUCUGGGCCGGCAGGUCUACGACCCCAAGUACUGCGCCCCUCCGACCGAACCGGUCAUUCACAAGAAUGGCAGCCAGGGCACCGGCACCAACGGGUCAGAGAUCAGUGACAGUGACUAUCAGGCUGAGUUUCAGGAGUAUGAGUACCACAGCGGUUUCCAUGACGACUACACCACCCACUACAGCGACCCAAGCAUAGACUACUAAAGAAGAUGGCUGCAGACAUAGAACCCCUUCAUCUUCCCCCGUUUUUUAUCUCCUGAAGCAUUGAAGUGUCCCCGUUCCUGAAUCAGGACUUUUGAGCAGCAAAGUUGUAUGAAAUAUUAAAAGACUGAAGUCCCUCUCUUCCAUUCCCUCUUCUAGGGCACAAUCGUAGUGAUAACUGUGGUUGGUGUUCAAUGUCAAACAGCUAGUUUUUGGUGUUUCUAGGUUCCUGAUUCUGGUUCCUCAGCUGACGUUCCAACAGACUUGUGACACUACAGUUUAUUUUAAUACUUAAUUAUAGAUAAAUAAAGUCGACGGCUCGGACCAACCCCCUCGUGUUCCUCUCUAACAUCAUAGAUCUUUAUGUUUCUGUAUUUAUUGUGACUCCAACAGAAAUUCCAGUUAGACUGUUCACAAUUAAAAUGUUGCAAAUAAAAUCUUUAAAUCUAGAA